AUGUGGUCCAUGAUCAAAGAAGGUUACGAAGGUCUCGUGGGUACAGUAAUUCGUCCUUUAAGGGCCCACUACGCCGUGUCCGAUCUCGGGCCCAAGCAUGCACAAAUUGGAGGUACCUCAGUGCAACGAGUGGACCUCAAACUCAAGAAUCCAGCGGGUUUGACGCUCGAGUGCAGCUGGUGGAAGCCACUAAAGCCCAAGAACGGACAAGCGACCGAGCAGCAAGACGAACGUCGUCCGUGUAUUGUGGUGCUCCAUGGCAACAGUUCCUGUCGAUUGGGAGCUCUUGAGAUUGUCAUGUAUGCAUUGCCAGCAGGUUUUACAGUGUUUGCACUGGAUUUCAGUGGCUCUGGGCUGUCGGAAGGCAAAUAUGUCUCGCUUGGGUAUCACGAAAAGACUGACAUUGCCACGGCAGUGCAUUAUGUCACAAGUACGGAAGAAGUCUCGAAGCUGUGUCUAUGGGGACGCAGUAUGGGCGCUGUAGCAGCGUUGUUUCAUGCGGAAUCCAAUUCGUCAGUAAGCGCGAUGGUACUGGACUCACCAUUCUCGAGUUUGCCAAAACUAGCCACCGAGCUGGUCGAAGAUGGGAAGCUUGGCGUGCCCAAGAUUGCAGUAAGACUUGUCAUGCGACUUAUACGACGCGAUAUCAAGAAGCGAGCGAAGUUUGACAUGUUCGAGCUGAAGCCGGUUGCUAAAAUCAAUAAGUGCACGGUGCCAGCUUUUUUUGUGGUGGGCUUGCAAGAUGAGUUGGUUGGGCCUCAUCACGUCGAAGCGCUGUACCGACUUCAUGGUGGGCCGAAUCAGUUGUUCAAGUUCCCCGGAGGCCACAACAGCCCACGCCCAUCCAACUUUUUCAUCCAAGCGUUGCAGUUUUUGCGAGUCAUGGUGGGGCUGAUGCCGUUGCCAGACGACCUAGCGACGUUUGGCUUGCCCCCUGCGCAGCGACGGCAAACGCGAUCACGAACAUCGGACAAGAAAGUACCUUCUAUGCACCCGAAACCAUCACGAGUGUACAAGAACCCACUUGAGCCAAGUGCUUCGAUUGAAGCUGUGCACAAAAUGUCAGUUAAGGAGCUGAAGCUGUGUAUCGAUCGUGCUGGAUACAGUGAUGCUACGUGCAUUGAGAAAAGUGACAUGGUUGAUCUUGUUCUCAAGCUGUACACUCGCUAUAGACGAUCCAGCAAGCGAGCAGCAAACGACAGGCAGAGGCCCGUAGCAGUGGCACUACCGCUAUACGAAGGGUGCGGCACUACUUUGGGCAGCAAGGUGCUGACGCUGCCAGAUCCUGCCGAGAGCAAAUUAUCAUCACCGAUUAUUUCCAACGUCAUUGCUUCUAUGGAAGCAGAAGAGAGCUCUUCUACACCAAGAGGGCGCUGUCAUAGUGAAGGAUAUGCACCUGCUGCUGAUUUAUGUGAAGCAGCGAGUGCAAAUUCGUCAGCACUAGUUGCUCCGAUAAGGAGUACCACAUCUAGCAUUAUUCCUGACGCGGAAUUGGAUCAACGUUUGUGUAUUGACCAGUCUAGUGAUGGGGAUGAUGCGUUGUCGAAAACGGACAAAUCUGCAAAGCAAUAG
Messenger RNA from Peronospora matthiolae, 1572 nucleotides. The record is from the annotation of a GenBank genome assembly. Lineage: Eukaryota; Oomycota; Peronosporomycetes; Peronosporales; Peronosporaceae.